Messenger RNA from Neogale vison (American mink), 806 nucleotides. It is a transcript of the gene SYCE1L, whose product is annotated as synaptonemal complex central element protein 1 like. Gene Ontology annotation, biological process: synaptonemal complex assembly. Lineage: Eukaryota; Metazoa; Chordata; Mammalia; Carnivora; Mustelidae. The transcript is spliced from 11 exons. The coding region runs from base 1 to 732 and encodes 243 amino acids. Gene Ontology annotation, cellular component: synaptonemal complex. The record is from RefSeq and is a predicted model, not a curated record.
AUGGAAAAUGGCAGGUUGGAGCCUUUGAAAAUGGAGCCCCCCGAAUUGGUAAAGGAGGCCGAGGAGCAGACCAAGUCUUUGACGACGGCUGAAGACCUGCUGGCAUUGGUGAAAAGGCUGCAGAAAGAGGGAAGCCUGGAGCCACAGAUUAAAGACCUGAUUAACCGGAUUAAUGAGCUUCAACAAGCAAAGAAGAAAUCCAGUGAGGAACUGGGAGAAGCCCAAGCUCUCUGGGAGACCCUGCACAGGGAACUGGACUCCUUGAAUGGAGAGAAAAUGCACCUUGAGGAUGUCUUGAGCAAGAAACAAGAGGCACUGAAGAUCCUCCAGCUGCACUGCCAAAAGAGGGAACGUGGAGCUCAGAAGUUACACGUUGAAGAACAGCUGGAGAAUGUGAUGGGCCAGCACAAGGACCUCUGGGAAUUCCACGUGUUGAAGCAGCGACUGGCCUGGGAGAUAAGCGCCCUGCAGAGCAGCAAAGAGCAGUUGCUCACUGAAGAGAAACUGGCGCGGGCCAAGCUAGAGGAGGUGGAGCUGCAGCUGAGUUCGCCACCCGAGGUCCGGGAUGCCCGGGCAGUGAACGAUGGGCUGAGGGCGGAGCUGGAGAAAUUCGGGGGCCAGGAUUCUGCCCAGAUUCAUUGCACGCCAAAGGACGGGGCCUCCAAAAGAGAGGCCGGCCCCGAGCGCCCCGGCGCCCUCAGCGAGGACCUGGAGCCGCCCCCAGAGCAAUAGGACCCUCCCGAAGCUCCUCACCCCUACCCGCUUCGAGGCGGGCCGAGAAAUAAAGGCGAGGAUUUCGGACCUUC